UCCAGAGAAGAUGGAUAACAAAGAAUCAACCAGAUGCAAUCCUUUUUCGUUUAAUUUUGAUUCCGUGGCGCAACAUCUGAACGCGAUCGCUGAAGGUGUCGAAGUUUGGACUUCUGUGCAGUCGAGAAAUGAAGAGUGAUCGAGCAAAGUGCGCGCUGGAAUCGGGAGAGGUGGAAAGAGGAGAGAUGCGGUUGGCUGCUUUGAUUCCCUCCUUGCAAAGGAAAGAUCAGGAAACACUCCUGCAACGGUGUCCAUCCCGAUCCCAUCUCUUCUCUCUGUCAGUUUUUGUGGCAAAGUAACUGGGAUCCUGAUUGACCUAUGCUUCAGAGAGAAGGUAGUUAAACCAGGAGUCCUCUUCUCACGCUCAGUCCGGGUAUCAUUUGAUGGAGCAGCUAGGAGCAGCGCGAUCAGGGCUCUGGAAGAGAUAACAAGAUCAUCUCCGUCUCUUCAACUCUAGACAGCUCCUCCCACACUCCUCCCCGUCUGGGAGCCGUGUGGCUGUGAUUUCAGCACCCGGAUCCCGGACAGCUCCCUCCCGCCUGGGAACUGCGUGACCAGUGCUCUGUAUUUGGACUCCGGACAGCUCCCGUUAGACCGUCCGCCUCAGCGUUCAACACCCGAGCAUCGGACAGCUUCCUUUCGCUCGGAUGAGGCUUUGAGCUCUGGUUGUGAAUUGGCCUCCGCGAUUCUAGCCAAUUUCCUCCUCUCUGCAAGGAACGUCCAGUGAGCAAAUGGCAUCUCUCGGCUUCUUCUCCAAUGAUUCGGGACAGCGAUCCGGCGCCGGAGACAAUUCAGCGGCAGCCCCCGCUUGGUGUCAGAUGGCCCAAAAGUUCACUGGCGGCAUUGGAACAAAGCUUUGCGCAUUCCUGUAUGGUGAUGGCCAGCGACCCAAGGAUGCGGUUGUGAAGGAGGAAGCUCCACCCCUGGAAACCACCCUGACCUGUACCUGCAGCAAAACUCCAUGUGCUUGUCAGAAAGUUCAAAUCAACUUUUCUGUCUUGCAUUCAACAGACCUUCUGCCAGCAUGCAAUGGAGAAGGAGUCACUUUCACGUUCUUGGAACAAGUGUUGGACAUUCUACUUGAGUACAUUUUGAAAACAUUUGAUAGAUCUACAAAAGUAAUAGAUUUCCACUAUCCUGAUGAUCUUCUUGAGGGAUUUAACUGGAUGCUAGAUGAAAAGCCAAACUCUUUAGAAGACAUUUUGUUGACCUGCAGGACAACACUAAAAUAUGCUGUUAAAACAGGUCAUCCUAGAUAUUUCAACCAGCUGUCUACAGGCUUAGAUAUGGUUGGCCUUGCUGCUGAUUGGCUUACCUCCACAGCUAACACGAACAUGUUCACAUAUGAGAUUGCACCAGUGUUUGUUCUGUUGGAAUACAUCACGCUGAAGAAAAUGAGGGAAAUGAUUGGCUGGCCUGGAGGAUGUGGAGAUGGAAUAUUCUCACCUGGUGGAGCAAUAUCAAACAUGUAUGCCUUGCUAAUUGCACGAUACAAGCUGUUUCCUGAAGUUAAAGAAAAAGGAAUGGCUGCCCUUCCGAAACUAAUUGCCUUCACAUCAGAACACAGUCAUUUUUCGAUAAAGAAGGCAGCAGCAGCAUUGGGGAUUGGGACAGAUGGAGUGGUUCUGAUCAGGUGUGAUGCAAGGGGGAAAAUAAUACCAUCAGACCUUGAGAGAAGAAUACUUGAAGCUAAGCAAAAGGGCUUUGUUCCAUUCUUUGUGAAUGCUACUGCUGGCACCACAGUGUAUGGUGCCUUCGACCCUCUAGCAGCCAUUGCCGACAUAUGUCAGAAGUACAAGAUCUGGAUGCACGUGGAUGCAGCCUGGGGUGGUGGUUUGCUGAUGUCUAGAAAACAUCGCUGGAAGUUAAGUGGAACUGAGAGGGCGAACUCUGUUACUUGGAAUCCACACAAGAUGAUGGGAGUCCCCUUGCAGUGUUCGGCUCUACUAGUCAGAGAAGAGGGACUGUUGCAGAGCUGUAAUCAGAUGAACGCCUGCUACCUCUUCCAACCUGACAAACACUAUGAUCUGUCCUACGACACUGGAGAUAAGGCAUUGCAGUGUGGGCGACACGUGGAUAUUUUUAAAUUGUGGCUGAUGUGGAGAGCUAAGGGUACCUUGGGUUUUGAGGCACAGAUUGACAAGUGUUUGGACCUAUCUGACUACUUGUACAACAAAAUUAAAAACAGAGAAGGAUACGAAAUGGUGCUUGAUGGGAAACCACAGCACACCAAUAUCUGCUUCUGGUAUUUGCCUCAUAGUAUUCGACAUUUACCAGAUAAUGAAGAGAGAAGGAGCUUGCUGAUGAAAGUGGCUCCACAGAUUAAAACUAGAAUGAUGACAUUUGGGACCACAAUGGUAAGUUACCAGCCCCAAGGUGACAAAGUUAAUUUCUUCCGUAUGGUCAUCUCAAACCCAGCAGCCACACAAGAAGACAUUGAUUUCCUCAUUGAGGAAAUAGAACGACUUGGGCAAGACCUGUAACUGCAAGUCAUCGGGCCCAUUUCAAUGGAGAUGUUGCUAUUGUGUGAAUGUACUUCAUUGUUUACCUCCUCCAAACUAGUCUUCUUUGAUAUUAGCCCUUGCUGCAGGUACUGGAGCUGAAGACUCCAAUCUGGAAUUAUGGACGUUACAAGUUAUUUAAUGCAAUUAGACAUUCACUAAUAUUGUUGAAAGUUUUGACUCAUCAACAAUAUGUCAUUCUUCAGAAAAAUUGUACUAAAGCAUUAAGUACUGUAACAAUCUUCUCACAGUAAAUAGAGCACCUUGAAAUCUAUUUAGAUAUUUUGUUACGAUGCUUUAAAAGCAUUUUUGCAGCCACACAUUAAACACCAAUAGCCUCCACCAUUGUGGUUGUCACUAAUGAAGGUCUCUAUUUACAAAGCUUUGAGUAUUGUAAAAGUCCAGGUGUCUGCAAAUUUCAUCGAUGUACAAAAGAAUAAAUAAUUAAGGCUUAUUCUCUUUAGCUGAUGUGAAAAACAAAUACUUAAAAGAUCUGUGCUUCAAGCUCUGUGAAAACUUUAUUCUCUAAUUUAAAAUCUGCAUUGAAGUGUCAAAUUUCAAAUAUUCUAUUUAUUUUGAUAGAGAAAAAGUGCUUUAGUACAUUUGAUUGCCAUACUUGAAUUUGUGAGUUCAGUGUUUGAAACUUUUCCUCCAGGAAUUUAUGUCAUGUAUAUUUGUGAUGUUGCUCUUCCUGAUGUAAAGAAAUGGCAAAUGACAACUCUUGCCAACUGGAUAGUGGUCAGUGUCUGUGAACGUAUUUCCUUUGUAGACCUUUGAGUAAUGUCUAGUUUACCUCAGAUUGAGGCUGUGCACUUUAGAAGCAAACUGUAUGGUGUUGAAUGAAAAUGUUUUAAUGUUGUAGAAUAUUGUUAUCAAACUCAGAAACUUUAGAUAUGGUUACAGGAAGCUUUGAGUUAAAACUCUGACUUGGUCGUCCACUUCCAAUGUGGCAAAAUUAGCAUUAAAUCCUACAAACCAGUUAGAUUGUAAAAUUUAAUUAGAUUCCAGGUUAAAUAUGAAAAUGUCAUGUAAAAUAUCAGUCCAAGCAGGGUGGAGCAAAAAAGUAUAAGAUCGCUGCCAAGGGGUGGUCUCAAAGCACAAGUUCAUACAACCAAUGCAAAUGCACCAUUAACAUUUCACAGAAUGAAAUGUUUAUGAAAAUUUAUCACUUUAUUUUUAAUACUUCUAGUGUUAGCUUGGAUUAAGUAAUAACUGGCCCCCUCCCUCUACUGAAAUCUAACUGACCAUCAGAAUACCAGCUUCAGAAUAGCAGAAGACUAAACUUUAAUUCUGAUAUCAAGAAUUCUUUUAUGUGCAGAGUGGUCAACAAGCAGAAUUGACCCCUGCAUAAAGUAAAGGAAAUAGAAAGUCCGAGCCAAUUGGAUCUUCUGUGAGGGAACUAUAGAUAGGCCAAAUGAUGAGGACGAAAUAGCCCUUGCCUCCAGCUUGCAUAGUUGCUUUAAUUCAGCCAUCAGUUGAACUUGACCUUGCAAUCUCUAGCACCCAAGACCGAGGUCAACACCUGGAUCUUGAGUACAACUUGAGGGGCCUCUGUUGGUCGGAGUUGAACAUGGAUGUUACGCCCUAGCUGUCUAAGUUGGCGCAGUACCACAAGCCAGGACAGUACAAUAUGGAGAGCAAGCUGUGCCAAUAAAGCAGGCUCACCUUCUCCAUGCAACUGAUGAAUCCAAAGGAAUGGCAUAGACAAAUACAGUUUAGUACCAGCAGCGUUGCAAGAGUUUCCAAUCAGCGUUGAACUCAAUGUAGGACUGCCUGAAGGACUUCAGCUCUGGAUUUUUCAUUGGGGUUUACUCCCAAAGCCUUCCCCAUGAAUGGCUAUAGCCCCAAGGCAGUGGAGGUUUGAAAUCGGAGUAUUACUUUUCCUCGAUGAGUUGCCAGCUACAGCUAAUGAGACUCAUCUGCCUGGAGUGGCUGUUUCUAAGGUGCCAGUAACCCACCUUUUCCUCUUCUGUCAGUAGAAACAGUUCCGCUGGGCUUAGUAGCUAAGCCACACAUGAAGGCCAGGAGCUAGAUUUCAUUGUCAGAGGCUACUUGAGAUGCAAGCCAUUAGGAGCCUGUAAUAGGUAGUGGGAACUACCCUCUCCCCUGGUUAUGACAACUGUAAGGAACCUGAGUAUAACUACCAACAAAUAGAAAUGCCCAACCUUGAAACUCUGGGAUCAAGAAUUAUGUUCAUCCUCCUACUGAUCCAUCUCAACUGGUGACUUCCCAGUUUGGGUUCCAGCUCAGAGGCUUCCUGAUGUAUUAAUUUGCUUUGCAUCCUUUUUGGUAGUUGAACUUCUCUCUUGAUCAGAUUAUUUGACUGACAUUACCAUGUCAUUACUGUUAUUUAAAAAUGGAUAAGUCCUUAUACUUUCAUUUAAAUACAUGAGAUUUUCAGGAUUGGAAUUAAGAAAAACCUAAUUUCUGAUCCCAUUCUUGUAAAAUAGCUCUGUUCAGAUGUGAAGUAGAACCAUACCUAUUUUGAUUGUCUUGUGGUGUCUACAGAUGAAUUAGUUGUGUACAGUGCCAACUAUGUUAAAAUGAAUAUAAUGAUCCAACCUACUUACCAUUUGUAUAGAAGUGUACACCAUUUGUAUAGAAAAGUUGUGCUAUGAAUACUUUAUUUUCUCGAAAGCACAAGUUAAAUGAAUACUGCCUCCUCCUGCACCAGCAGAUAAAUUUUGUUUGCAGCACAGUGGCAAAAUAGGUGGUAUUGAGAAACUUAUGACCCAGGAAGGGAAAUUUGUAACAUAUUAUCUUAUGUAGAUGUACCUUUUAGACAAUGAUUGGCUACACGAAACACACUCUGGUAAUCAUUUUUCCAAAAUAUGCUUAAUGAUCUUGCACUAACCCUAAUGAUCCCUUCUAGUAAAGAGUUUAAUAAUAUUACUUAAUUAAAAAGCAACACUCCCUCCAAAGAGCAUUGAAAGACAUUCUAAAAGAUCAGUGUCCAUUCCCCACAUUACAAAUGGAAUUCUAACCGUAGGACUUGAAUCUACUGUUUCCGGGCUUUCUUAACACAGAGAUCAAGGAAACUCCACAGCAUCUGAUGCUGAACAAUUAAAAAUGGUGAAGCUUUAAAGCUUCUAUCAUACAAGGUUAUAGAUGCUUAGACACUAAGUUUAUUCAGGAUAGGAAUUAAAGCGCUCUUGGAUAACAAGGGAAUCACCAAAAAUAAGAUUAGUGCAAGAGAGCGGCAGUGAGAUAAAAUAUCACUCAUGAUCUUUUUGAAUAGUGGAGCAGGCAUAAGGAGCUGAAUGGUCCAAAUCCGGUUUAUACUUUUUAUGUUACGUUAUAACAAAGGCUCAAAACUGAGGAGGAGCCUAGUGGAGUAAAUAUUCUAAAUUCUCCAAGCAAGAGUAAACACAAGAGAUCCUGCAGAUCCAGAAAUCCAGAACAACACACACACAAAGUGCUGGAGGAACUCAGCAAGUCAGGCAGCAUCAAAGAAAUGAAUAAACAGUUGAUAUUUCAGGCCAAGACCCUGAAAUGAAGGGGGAAGAAGCCAGAAUAAGGAGAUUUGGGGAGGGGGUGGUGGAGGGGGAUGAAGUAAGAAGUUGGGAGGAGGUAAGUGGAAAAAGCAAAGGGCUAGAGAAGGAAUCUGAUAGGAAAGAAGAGUGGACCAUGGGAGAAAGGGAAGAAGGAGAAGGAGUAAAAUGACAUUCCCAAAGAAUGACUUAGAUAUAAAUGGAAUGGUCUUAAAAAGGUUAAAGAUAUUAUAAUAAAUAAAUCCCCAACAGUAUUUAGAACAUAGAACACUACAGCACAGUACUGGCCUUUGGUCCAAAAUGGUGUGAUGACCUUUUCACCUGCGCUAAGGUCAUUCUAACCCUUUCCUCCUACAUAGCCCGCCAUUAUUCCAUCAUUCAUGUGCCUAUAUGAGAGUUUCUUAAAUGCUGCUAAUGUAUCUACCUCUACCACCACCCCUGCCAGGGCAUUCCAUGCAUUCACCACUCUCUGUGCAAAGAACUUACCACUGACAUCCCACCUAUACAUUCCUCCAAUCACCUUAAAAUUAUGCCCUCUGGUUUUUGCCAUUUCCGCCCCGGGAAAACAAAAUCUCUGACUAUCCAUUCAAUCUUAUGCCUCUUAUCAUCUUGUAUUCAUCUAUCAAAUCACCUGUCAUCCUCCUUCGCUCCAAAAACUAAAGCCUUUUCUUGCUCAAGCUAUCCUCAUAAGACAUGCUCUCUAAUCCAGACAACAUCCUGGUAAAUCUCCUCUGCACCCUCUCUAGAGCUUCUACAUCCUUCCCAUAAUGAGGCAACCAGAACUGAGCACAAUAUUCCAAGCAUGGUAUAACAGGGGUUUUAUAGAGCUUUUUCACUCUGUACUUUACUCUGUAUCUACCCGAAGCACAGACAGACAGAAACUGAGAAGAAUUUUAUAAUUUAUUGAUCAUCUGAGUCUCAAGUAGAGAAGGGAGGGACGGGGACUUUGAAAGCCUUGGCUCUAUUCAGAAAGGGAAACAAAUCAAUGGCAAGGUCUAUCUUAUUAGUUUUCUAUUCUAUAAAAUACUAGAAUAAAUUUUCAGACUCGAUUUAAAUAUCACCUGUAAAAUAACCGGGUAAGUAAACAACAAUUUAGAAGUCCAAGCUCCUGUCUGGCUACAAUCUUCAAACCUCAGUCUUCAACUGUUUUGAGGACGUGAGUAUGCAGAUGAACACUCAGCUCACUAACUACAACUAACCAUUUUAUUUUGGAGUCACAAAAGAAUGCACACUGGAAUCCGAGGGCCAGGCAGCAGCUAUUGAGCGAAAUGGAGAGUCGAUGCUUCGGGUCAAGAUCCUUCAUAUGAAAAGGUGUCAAUUACUUUCCAAUCAUUUUAUUUUACCUAUCAUCUCAUUUUUGGUCUGCUAAGUGAGGGAUUUACCUGACUCCCAGCAACUCCGGGUUUCAUUAAAAUACUCUUCAAAGUCAAGCCAUCUCAUAGAGCCUGGUGAAAGUCUCAGCCAGAAACAUUGACUGUUUAUUCCUUUCCAUAUGCUGGGUUCCUCCAGCAUUUUUAUCUGUUAAUAUGGAUUUCCAGCAUCCGCGGAAUCUCUUGUGUUUAAAGAUUGGAUAAGCUUGGCUUGUUUUCUUCAGAACAGAAGAUGGCAAGGGGUAAAUUUAAUUGGAUUUGCAUAAAAUUAUAAAUCCUUGGCAGAGAAAAAAUAGGGGACAUAGAUGAUAAAUAUUUGGUAGAAAGAUUAGUCCAGAGAAAAGGAAAUAUUUUUCACCUAGAGGAUAGGAGGGGACUGGGAUUUGCUUCUUGAAAGGAUGAGAAAGGCAGAAAUCCUUGGCGUGUUUUAUCUGAACUCAAGUGUUGUGAGGAACUGUUAUCUGCAGGGCUACAGAUCUAAAGCUGGAAGGAUAAAAUAGGUUGGAGAGCUAUUUCACUAUUGGAAUAGAAAUAAUUGACAGAAUUGAUCCUUUCUGUACGGUAAAUCUUUCAUGGUUUGCUUGUGUUGCAAUAAACUAAAUAAGAGGUGAAAGAGACCUGGGAUUCUGACUAACCCUGAUAUUAAAUAUGUCUAUCCAAUGCAAUCAAUCAAGCCUGUAAGAUUCAUUACCAGUUCAGUACAAUCAAUAGGAGUAGUGAUCAUACACUGAGUAUCACAUCCAGUGCUGAUGGCCUUGGAAAGAGAGUGAUGUUCAAAUAGAAUGAGCCACAUGUUUGAAAUGGAGAAGUUCAAUUUAUCGCGAAUGACAGGAGAAAUUCAAUCUGGUGUAUUUGCGAGGGAGAACAGAGAACAUAAAACAGUACAUCAGAUAAACAGGUCCUUCGGCCCACAAUGUUGUGCCGAACCAAUUAAACUAGUAGUCAAAUGGUCAACUAAACUAACCCCUUCUACCAACACAAUAUCCAUAUCCUUCCAUUCAUGUGCCUAUCUAAAUAUCUAUUAAAAGUCCUUAAUGUAUUUGCCUCUACUAUCACCCCAGAGAACACAUUCCAGGCACCCAUCUCUCUCCCUGCCCUCUUGCCCUUCACAUCUCCUUUGAUGCUACCCACUCUCACCUUAAAUAUAUGCCCUCUGGUAUUAGACAUUUCAAACCUGAUAAAAAGAUACUGUCUCUGUACACUAUCUGUGUCUCUCAUAAUCUUAUAAACCUGUGUAAAAUCUCCCCUCAGCCUCCGCAACUCCAGAGAAAACAACCCAAGUUUGUCCAGCCUCUCUAAUCCAAGCAAAGUCCUGGUAAACCUCUUCUGAACCAUCUCCAAAGUCUUGACACCCUUCCUAUAAUGGGGUGACCAGAACUGUAUGCAAUACUCCAGAUGCGGUCCAACGGCAACAUAACCUCCUGACUUUUGAAUUCAAUGCCUUGACUCAUAAAGGCAGCAUACCAUAUGCUUUCUUAACCUCUUCUAUCAACCUACAAUAUCUCGCAAUAUGGUAGUCUAAUGGAAGCAAAUAAACUGUAUCUUUCAAAGUAGAAUCACUUUGUAUUUAAUUGUAGGAAAAGAAGACACAGGCAAGUUCAAAUGGGUAAAUAUUAAUUUUAGGCUAGAGAUCAGAAAAUAUAUCUUUACAGAAGAGCCACCAGCAAGUUAUGGAGUCACAGAUUUUUAAAGCACAGAAAUGGGCCCCAUGACCCACAAUGUCCUUGCUGACCUUUUUGCCUAUUCACACUAAUCUACUGCCAACAGUAGGUUCAUAUCCUUUUUACCAUUCCUAUUUAAGUGUUUCUGUGUCUCUCAAAUGUAGUGAUUUUAUCUGAUAACACCACCUCCUCUGACAGUGUCUCAACCAUGCUGUGUGUGCAUAUAAAACCAUUCCCCCUCAUCCAUGUUAAAAUUCCUUCCUUUCACCUUUAACCCAUGCCCUCUUGUGCUUGAUUUUGUUUUUGUUUUGUUUUCAUUGCCAUGGGGAAACUAUUCUGACAAACAAUCCCAUCUAUGUCUCUUAUAAGUUUAUAUAACAAUAAAUCUCAAAACAAUAGAAGUCUGUGGAUUCAAUUAAGAAACAAUUGGAUAUGUGAAUCUUUCAAAGUGGAUAAAUUAAAGAAAGCUAGUUGGCAUUUCUUAUGCUCCGAUAUAUUUAAGCAUUUCACAAAUGCAUGCAAUAAAUGACAACUUGAGAUGUAUGGUGUAAAAUGGCCAAGUAAAGAGAGUGGAGGAAGGUGCAGUUUCAACAUGCUGCCGCCUAAUUUAAUUCAAAGCUGACUCAAUCAUUCACUAGAAGGUACGUGUUGUUGAAUCUGAUUAUACCCACUGAUGCACUGAUAAUUAUGAAAUUUCUAGAUGGGUCACACUGACCUCAGAAGUUGCACUGUGAUGAAGCAUUACCACUAUUGACCCUAUUUCAGCUUCCAUCUUGAGUUUAUUAAAACUUAGUGUGAAUUGGUAUUUGUUGGGUUGGAGAAGUCCUUGAAUGAACAAACUGUGUCUUACUCAUGUCCAUUUCAUUGGCUAAGGUGUGUAUUACAUGUAUUUCACAGGAUCUACAGAGUCUCUCAAAGAAAGUGAAGUAUAAAUAUAUUAUUGUGUAGUGACCUUCUUGUAUAUGAUGCAUAUUUUGCAAUGUUCCCUCCACUAUGGAACUGUGUAUUGGAAUCUGAAUAGUAAACUCUGUCCUGUGUCUUUGCUGUAAAGAUGCCUGUUGUAAUUCCAGCCAGCUACAGGUACAGUGUUACCUGUAAUAAAGAACUUGAGUGUUUGAUGCUUUAGUCUGUGCAUAUAUAUCAGGAAAUGCAUACAGAGACUGGAAAGUGAAUACUGCACCUUAAAACAGAUACAUAUUUUCUCUAAACUGUGUUCAAAUGGAAACUGCAUUAAGACUUAACUUUAUCACUUUGGAUCGAUUUGUACCCAAAGAUGCAUUCAAGAUUGUCAUGUUUAAA
Mobula hypostoma (lesser devil ray) is the source of this 10322-nucleotide messenger RNA. RefSeq names its product glutamate decarboxylase 2 (gene gad2). Bases 732 to 2483 code for a protein of 583 amino acids. The record is from RefSeq and is a predicted model, not a curated record. NCBI's taxonomy places the organism in Eukaryota, Metazoa, Chordata, Chondrichthyes, Myliobatiformes, Myliobatidae. The transcript has 17 exons. Gene Ontology annotation, molecular function: pyridoxal phosphate binding; glutamate decarboxylase activity. Gene Ontology annotation, biological process: GABA shunt; GABA biosynthetic process. Gene Ontology annotation, cellular component: cytoplasm.